AUGCCUCUCGCGCCGCGCUGCUUCAUUGUUAACCACGGCGAGACUGAAUGGUCAUUAAGCGGAAAAACACACAGGCUCUACGGACCUACUCUUAACAGAAAACGAGCGCAACGAACGCUCGGACUCCUUGAGAUCGGAUGCAAAGAUCGGCUACCAUGGCUACCUGAGAGGCAAAACACGCCUCUACGUACUGAAGCACAGGUUGAAGUCACCGAAGCUAUCCGUGAAUGGGACUAUGGUGGUUACAAAGGCAUGAAAAGUGAGGAGAUCCGAGAGCAGAGGGCUAGGAGUGGGAAGGGGCCGUGA
Molecule: messenger RNA, 306 nt
Organism: Paracoccidioides lutzii Pb01
Exons: 2
Coding region: 1-306 (101 amino acids)
Source: RefSeq, a predicted model, not a curated record